AUGAAUAAAAUUUCAAUCGUCGAGCAACUUUUGUCACAUUAAGAUUACACACUUGAUAAUAACUCAACUAAUUGCACCUAAGCUUCUUUUGAAGAUGAUAAUAAUUCUCCUUUGAUCCCUUUCUAACGUGUUCACUUCUAGUAGAAGUAUGAACUACCAAAGUGCAUAGACUAAAUAGAAGCAAAAAUAAAUGAUUGGUUGGAUUAGAAUGGUAUAUUUAUGGCAAACCCUGCUGAAAAAGAAGAAAAAUUCUAUGAAAAUAAAAGAAAUAACAUAUGGGCUAACUUUCGUAGUUCAAAUUCAUGUAACAAUUUAGGUAGUAUGACCUAAAUAGGAAGCCAACCUUUAGAUAAUGAAUCAUGCUUAUCCUCACCUAGCCGCAGUCCUGAGCUUAGACUAUUACCAAAACUUAAUAGCAUUUGCGAUCUUAAUUCUGAAUAGGAACUUUCUUUAAACUCUCGUAAGAAUAGUGAUUCUCUUUUUGAGAGAAGAAAAGGAAGAAUGAAAACAAUGCUUGUUCAAGGAUCACCAGUUAUAAAACCUUCAAUAUACUCUUAAAGUAAAACCUAAUCAUAAGAAAGCUGA
Messenger RNA from Tetrahymena thermophila SB210, 585 nucleotides. RefSeq lists its product as hypothetical. The transcript has a single exon. The record is from RefSeq and is a predicted model, not a curated record. NCBI's taxonomy places the organism in Eukaryota, Ciliophora, Oligohymenophorea, Hymenostomatida, Tetrahymenidae.